AUGAUUAGGAAUCUAAGACUUGGUUUUGGUAGGCCUGAUACCACCAUUUUCGGUUAUUUUGCGGCUAGGUACAUUUCUACCGCCCCUAGGGUUACGGUCAAACCACUGCAUUCGCGCAAGACAUUCUUAAUCGAUUCAUACAAGCACAUGAUGGAACACAAUCCGGUGGUUCUAUUUGCACACUACAAUAAUUUACUCAAGCAAGAGAAUGCAACAUUUCGCUCCCAAAUUAAGGGGAUUGGUGGUUGUAUGACCUCUGUAAGGAACAACCUUUUCCAAGUUUACCUGAGAAAUGCGCACCUGCCGGAUCCCUGUGCUAAAACGUCUAAAAACCAACAAAACAAAAGCCAUCCUCUUUUACCUCUGUUCAAGGGCCCCACUGUGGCUAUCAGCUUCCCAGAAACUGACCCUGCCAAGGUCGCCAAGCUUUUGAAACUUUUGGAAAAGUCUGCAGAUAAAUUGUUCAUUGUUGGCGCCAAAGUUGAAUCCGAAGUGUACGACAUGGCGCAACUAAAUCAGUUCAAGAGUCUACCAACUAAGCCUGAACUGCAAUCACAAUUGCUUGGUUUGCUACACAUUCUAAGUGGUGCGGGUUUGGUACGGACGCUUGAAUCAGGCUCUCAGGCUUUGUAUCUGACCUUGCAAUCUCAUCAUGAUAAUCAAAGCAAUCCUGAAUCAUCUGAAAAGAAAAAUGAUUAA
Molecule: messenger RNA, 699 nt
Organism: Lachancea fermentati
Lineage: Eukaryota; Fungi; Ascomycota; Saccharomycetes; Saccharomycetales; Saccharomycetaceae
Source: the annotation of a GenBank genome assembly